Messenger RNA from Chroicocephalus ridibundus (black-headed gull), 2907 nucleotides. RefSeq names its product four and a half LIM domains 3 (gene FHL3). Gene Ontology annotation, molecular function: transcription coregulator activity; actin binding. The record is from RefSeq and is a predicted model, not a curated record. Bases 336 to 1175 code for a protein of 279 amino acids. Gene Ontology annotation, biological process: actin cytoskeleton organization. Gene Ontology annotation, cellular component: nucleus; stress fiber; Z disc. The transcript has 6 exons. NCBI's taxonomy places the organism in Eukaryota, Metazoa, Chordata, Aves, Charadriiformes, Laridae.
GGCGGGCUCCGGGGCGGCCGCUCGGAAGCGACCGGGGAGGCGAAGGGGUUAGCGCCGGGACGGGGCCGGGGCCAGGCGGCCCCGGUGCCGGCGGGAGCCUCCCGCUCGUAGCUCGUACUCCCCCGCCCGGCUCUCGGGGCGGGCACCGGGCGGCAGAGCCCGCCGCCCCCGUCCCGUCCCGUCCCGCCGUCCCUCAGCCCCGCCCCGGGCCGGGCGGGGCCGGGCUCCGCGCCGCGGGGCUGGGGAGCCGCGCCUGGCCAUCGCCGGGGCGAGCAGCGAGCGGGGCGGCCCCGGGACGGCGACCAGCAGGUGAAGGAGCCCCUCAGACUGGCACCAUGACGGAGUGCUUUGACUGCGACAACUGCAAGGAGUCCUUGUACGGGCGCAAGUACAUCCAGAUGGACAAUGGCCCGUACUGCAUCCCCUGCUACGACGCCCACUUUGCCAACACCUGCGAUGAGUGCAAAGAGCUGAUCGGCCACGACUGCAGAGAGCUGUACUACGAGGACCGCCAUUACCACGAGCACUGCUUCUGUUGCUUCCGCUGUGACCGCUCCCUGGCCGACGAGCCGUUCACCUGCCAAGGCGAGGAGCUGCUGUGCAAUGACUGCUACUGCAGCGAGUUCUCCUCCAAGUGCGUUGCCUGCGAGAAGACGGUCAUGCCAGGAUCCCGUAAGCUGGAGUACAACGGACAAACCUGGCACGAGCAUUGCUUCAUAUGCAGCAGCUGCCAGCAGCCCAUCGGGUCACGAUCCUUCAUCCCAGACAAUAAGGAUUAUUACUGUGUCCCCUGUUACGAGAGCAAGUUUGCUCCUCGCUGCACUCGUUGCAAAAAGACCCUCACCAAGGGAGGAGUGACUUACCGGGAUGAGCCGUGGCACAAGGAGUGUUUCGUCUGCACGGGCUGCAAGACCCCCCUGGCUGGGCAGCAGUUCACCUCCCAGGACGACAACCCCUACUGCAUCAAGUGCUUUGGGAACCUCUAUGCCAAGAAGUGCAGCGCCUGCACGAAGCCCAUCACAGGCUUUGGCGGUGGUAAAUACGUCUCCUUUGAGGACCGUCACUGGCACCAUAAUUGCUUUAACUGCGCCCGCUGCAACACCUCGCUGGUCGGGAAAGGCUUCAUCCCUGACAACGAUGAGAUCCUGUGCCGCGACUGCAGCAGCGACCUAUGAGCCUCCAAGGACACCGUGGGGCAGGGGCUUUCUCUAUUCUUCAGGGUCUUUGUGCCAGAUACCCCAACAACAUGUCAGGGGCAGGGCACAAGGCACAGGAGAUGGGGGCUGACCCCGAACCACGGUGUGUUCAGGGGGUUCCUGUGCCCCUCUCUGAAGGCUAGAGUACGCUGUGCUAUGGCUCUGUGCAGAGUCAAAGCUAAAUAAAGUUGAGAAAGGAGCUUCAAGACCCCCCCAUUAUUUACUCUUUCCUUUUGCUUCCUGUCUGACCAGGCAUGAGCUGAGCCCAGGGCCCUGGCAAAGGGCAGCAGCGGCAGCUUCAGCGAUGGGCUGCUGGAUCUGCGUGCUGGCAGCAUGUAUUCGCUCCCCCUGGCACAGUGCUGACUUUUCUCUUUCCCCCCUGUUGCUUCCCUUGCUCUGUGUGACAUAAGGCAGCAGCUCCUGUCCGUGCAGCUUGGCCGUGCUGGCCUGCGCUGUGGGUGGCUUUGCAGCACAGCCUUUCUGUACGCGUGGCUGGCGACCCGGGCAUGGAGGGUGCUCUCUGCCCAGCUUGGGACGUUUUGGGGACACCAAGCUGGAGUGUGGCCAGGAGAAGAGCGUGUGUGCUGCCAGAUGGGAUCAGCCUCCGGAGUUCUGUAGCCACCUCACCGUUUGUGGGCCAGAGUCUUUUGCUCUGCCCAUCUGCAUGGAGGUGCUGUCGCUCAGGUGUGGAUGAGGAGCUCAAAUCACUUGCAGGUACGGGGUGUUCUGCCCCCACCACCUCCCUGCCCUGUUCCCCGCCAUCCGUGCCAUGAUCUGCCGUGUCUGAGCUGGAGGGUAUUGACCCGCUGCUGGUCCCCCCCUGAGACGCGCCUGGCUGAGCCCUGGAGAAGGGCGUGCUGACGGCUGAGAGCACCCAGGGCUUUAUUCCUGCUCCAUCCCUCUCAUGGGGAUCCAUGGGAUGGGGAUUGCCUCGCUGAGCCCAGCCGCCAGCAGCGCAGGUGACACCGCAGACCCAUUAAUGCGGGGAGGGGACCUUCCCGCAGGCUGUGGCUGCUGGGAGCACUGGAGGGGGGGGCGUCCACAGGAGCACGGGGCUUGGGGCGUCCACAACCUGCUCCUGCCAGGGCUGAGCAUCCCCCUGCCCCGGCGGCAGCUCCCGCAGCCACACUCAUCCCUCGCUGUGUCCCAAACGAGAAGCAAAGGUGGCACCUGGGCUGCCCUGAGGAGGGGCUUUGCAUCUCCCAAGUCCCUGCAUUGGCCCUAACUGUGCCAAAUAGGACAUCGUGAGCCAUCCCAGGCUCAGGCAAGGGCUGGCGCCAUGGGACGCUCGGUGGCUGCCUUGUCCCUACAUCCCUCCUGCUUCUGUCUUGCUGGGGCACCGAUGCUGACCCUGCUUCCCUGCUUAGACAGCCAUGUGCUUUUCUGAAAGCAUCUUCUCGUGGGUUAUUUUUUUCUUCCUUUUGUACUCUUUUGUCAUGAAUAUCUCAUUUUGUAACCAACUGCAGGAUGAAGGGGCUAGCCCCCCCCCCCCCCCCAGGCUUCACUUAGGAACAGAAAAUGUUAUGCAUGUUGAAGUGUUAUUAACUCUGUAUGCAGAUCCUUGUUGAAUCCUCGUUUGAAAGCUUUGAUGCAGGCAAAUCAGAGUUUGUGUGUUUGCUAUUCUGAGGAGCUUGGAGCAGUCUCUAGAAGGAAGUGUCCUAAACCUCCUGUGUAUUUCCUACGGCUUUAUAUAAUAAACCGUUUUAGUGAC